Messenger RNA from Glarea lozoyensis ATCC 20868, 1014 nucleotides. RefSeq names its product Histone-fold containing protein. Gene Ontology annotation, cellular component: SAGA complex. The record is from RefSeq and is a predicted model, not a curated record. The coding region runs from base 1 to 1014 and encodes 337 amino acids. NCBI's taxonomy places the organism in Eukaryota, Fungi, Ascomycota, Leotiomycetes, Helotiales, Helotiaceae. Gene Ontology annotation, molecular function: transcription coregulator activity; protein heterodimerization activity. Gene Ontology annotation, biological process: transcription by RNA polymerase II. The transcript has 3 exons.
AUGGCGGACAAGACAGCGAAAUACAGGCAGGAGAUCCAGCAGAUGAUGUAUGUCUCUGGAGAAACUGCCGAAGCAUCGCCAGAAACCACCGGUAUGAUUGAGGAAAUUGUUAGACAGCAAGUCAUCGAAAUGCUCCGGCAAUGUACUGAACAAGCUGCUCGAAGGGGAAGUAGAUCAAUCUCAACCGAUGAUUUGAUCUUCCUGAUUCGUCAAGACAUUGCCAAGGUAUCCCGGUUACGAACUUUUCUUUCCUGGAAAGAUGUCCGUAAAAAUGUCAAAGACUCCGAUGAUAAAGGAGGAGAAGUUGAUGUCGGUACUGGGGAUGAACCCGUUGCAGCAGGGGCUGGAGGUCCAGCUGUCGUUGAUACUGCCAAGAAGAACAAAAAGGCAAAAGUCGGCUUGCCUUGGGAAGUGCCAUCAUUCUACAAUCAAGAAGUACCGGAACGAGACGACGAAGAAGACGAGGAUGAAGAGGAGAUGAACUUUGCAACUCUCCAACGAUUGAAGAAAGCCGAUGAAAGGACGAAAGCUAUGACCAAGGAGGAGUAUGUCACAUGGUCUGAAUAUCGUCAAGCAUCCUUCACGUUCAGGAAAGGCAAAAGAUUCAAGGAAUGGGCUGGCUUUGGUGUUGUUACAGAUUCGAAGCCUAAUGACGAUAUUGUGGAUAUUCUCGGGUUUUUGACUUUCGAAAUCGUGCAGACGCUUACAGAGGAGGCUUUGAAGAUCAAAGAGCAGGAAGAUCUGGGCAAAGACAAGUCUGGUGGCGAGCAACAAGGAAAGAAACGCAAGUUAACAGGCCUCUUCGAUCCGCCAUCAGAAGGUCGUACGCCUGUCGAACCACGGCAUAUUCAGGAGGCAUUCAGAAGGCUUCAACAACGGCCGAAUAAGCAGCGUGCUAUGUGCAAUUUCACGAGAGGCUUAAACAGAACGCCGCUCAAACUUGUAAGUCAAUUAUGGUUGACAUUUAUCGCGAUAUAUGCUUACAUUGCUCUAGUUCUAAACUUGGAAACUUGA